CAACAGGAACGUAUCAGGCUAAUGAAGACUCCUCGGAGGAAGCCUUUUGCUGUCAGGAUGUACUGUCAGAGGACUCAAGCACAUCAUGCCCAGCUCAGAUGCACAUAGCUUAAUUGGACUGCAAAGACAGAUAGACACACCGGUGCGAAACUUCCAAAUGUGCCUAAAAACACAGAACUGAAGACUAGUGAGAAUGAUUGACUUAGCUGUGGGUUUUGAUGCAUCAUCGAAGUGAAGCCAAAAGGUCCACCAUUCCAGUUAGACUGAGUUUUCUGUUUUCAAACAUUUUGUGAAUGAAGUCACAUGUUUCUACUGCAGAUGAGUAUUAUUCUAUUACAAGACACAUUUGGCAAUGAAUAACUCUUCAACGACCGUGCCUCCUGUUGACAAAAGUAAUGCAGUUGCGGGAUUUGUUCUAGUGCCUUUCUUUCUUCUGACACUAAUUGGAUUCACUGUUGCUAUGGUGAUGUACAUUCAGAAGAGACGCAGGUUAGACAAGCUUAGACAUCAGCUACUUCCUGUUUAUACCUAUGAUCCCACUGAGGAAAUGAACGAAGCUGAGGAAGAGCUUCUCUUGGAUAGUGAUGAACCUAAGGUUGUGCAAGGCUGGGGGACAUCACAACAAUAUAGAAGAACAUUUUUCACAAAGAGUAUGAAAGCUUGAUCCUUCCGUUAUAGUUUUGAUUCAGUACAUUCAAAGGCAAUUGUUGAUCCAUAUGUUUUCACAGAUGAAUGGCUACAAAGUACUGUUUGUAAAACUGGUGUGCAGAAGUGAAACAUGCCAAAUACCAGAUGACUUCGUACAUACAAGUGAAAUUUCUAAGAAAAUGACACAUUUGAUGCAAAUAUGGAAGCAGCAGUCUAUUUUAUUUACCUUACAGAGACCCAGCUGGGUUACAGUUAUGCUGCGCAUACAUACAAGAGGUAGUAUUGAUCUCAGGCAAGUCAGUGCAUUAAAUAUAGAUGCACAAAAUAUUAAGAGAUUUAUUUUUUUCAAGAUUUUUGUUUCUAAUUUUAAUUUUAAUGUAUAAUUAAUUACAAUAUAAAUGAGAGGGUUUUAGCCAGUGGGGUCCCUAUAAAAGUGACAGCAGGAUUUGUGGGUUCUUUGGUGUAUUGGGUAUAAUUUAGUUUGGUGAUGUUUAGUCAGAUUCUGUAUACAGAAUCUGAUAUAAAAUUUGUUUAUAUGAAUGCAUAAGUUUUGAAAGGUCAAUGUCGUGCUGGAAAAUAAGUUGGCAGUUUUGUUGAGGCUUAUACUGAUGUGUAUUUACAUAUUAAACCAUGUUCUCCCUUGAACAGUUACUGAUUUACUGAGACCCUGAAUAAAGUGUUUGUGGAGAGUCCUCAGCUCAAAGAAA
Rhincodon typus (whale shark) is the source of this 1355-nucleotide messenger RNA. It is a transcript of the gene smim29, whose product is annotated as small integral membrane protein 29. Bases 353 to 664 code for a protein of 103 amino acids. The transcript is spliced from 5 exons. The record is from RefSeq and is a predicted model, not a curated record. NCBI's taxonomy places the organism in Eukaryota, Metazoa, Chordata, Chondrichthyes, Orectolobiformes, Rhincodontidae.